CAGGCCUCAAUUUUCGCGAAGUAGACGACAAAGAAAUCGCCAACUCAACGCACAACUCGAUAGAUUGACCAAGUUCGAGGGCACAAUCAUGAGCCGCUCACUCCUCCGCUCCGUCCUGGAGAUGCGGACGCCCCUGACGCGUCUCCCACCAUCAUUCCUACUGCCUAUCCAGGCAACGCGCUCUCUUUCCACGACGCAGCAGCACAUCGAUCCCGUCCCGGCACCAGCUCCCACUCCAGCUGCAUCUUCUCCAGCUCCUGUGUCUACAACUCCAGCGGUAGCAGAACCCCCAAAGAAGCACGAAAGAUUCUACCCCUCCGACAACGGCAUCCUCUACCCCAAACAACCCCAAAACCCGCCCAAGCCAUCGCCGGAAGCCGCCCACUCCCUGAGCCAGCUGCUACCGCUCCUGCGCGCCCAGCCCGCGCACUACAUCACAGCGCACAUCCACGGACAACCGUACCUCGUGACUCCAGGGGACCAGAUCCGGCUGCCGUUCAAGAUGCCUGGUGUGCAGCCGGGGGACGUAUUGCGGCUGGACCGGGCCUCGGUGCUGGGGUCGCGCGACUACACGCUCAAGGGGACACCGUACAUUGACGAGCGCCUGUUCGAGUGCCGCGCCACCGUCACCGGUACCGAGAGCGAGCCCUUGCGCAUCAAGGUCAAGACAAAGCGGAGGCAGAGGAGGAACAGGACGGUUAGGAGCAAGCAUCGGUAUACCAUGCUUCGUAUCAGCGAGUUGAAGAUUCAUGGUGCGGAGGCUAUUGGGUUGUAGAGGGUAGUUGGUGGAGGUGGAGCGUUGAGCUUUUGGAGACGGGUUUGUUUGACGGAUAGAUGGGUGGGUGGAGAGUGCAAGCACCGUAUCUGUGAUAUGCGGCCUCUUCUAAAAAGGGGCUGCUUUGUAGACUAUACGUAAACGAUGGGUUGGGCUGAACGAAGAACUGAACGAACAGCUAACCAGGCAGCCAUUCAAUGGGCAAGCAAAACUGUAUAAGACCACCAAACUCAUACUACACGAAUGACCCUUCAUGACCUGUGGCAUGUGUAAUGAAUGAAUCGCAUUGUUCAUUAGAAAAUCGAUUUCAAACGUCGCUAAACC
Pseudomassariella vexata is the source of this 1099-nucleotide messenger RNA. Its product is annotated as ribosomal protein L21-like protein. The record is from RefSeq and is a predicted model, not a curated record. The transcript has a single exon. Lineage: Eukaryota; Fungi; Ascomycota; Sordariomycetes; Amphisphaeriales; Pseudomassariaceae. Gene Ontology annotation, cellular component: mitochondrial large ribosomal subunit; ribosome. Gene Ontology annotation, molecular function: structural constituent of ribosome. Bases 89 to 775 code for a protein of 228 amino acids.